GAUCUGGCCUACUUUUAUUUAAGCGCUGAGAAAAGGCAAUAUAAAUUCUUUUAUCCCAUACAGUUUUAACUAAAAUGCAUCACCAUGAACCUUUCUCCAAAUAUCAGAAAAAGUUUUCCCAAAAGAGCAAACAACAAAGGAAUCAGGCUGGUUUCGCUGACUGCUUCCUGGACUUAACAACUAUAGCAUGUCUCCAGAGGUGGGGCCUAGAGCUCCGCCCACUUUUUUGAUGUUUUCAAACAGGUCCGCAUCCAGAGAAUAUAAGCCCUGGUCUGCGACUGGCAAUCCCAGUGAGCAGCUCGAUUUUCUACUGAGUAGGAGCAGUUCCUUUAGAAUGUCUGGGCGAGGUAAAGGUGGCAAAGGGCUGGGUAAGGGAGGCGCCAAGCGCCACCGGAAGGUGCUGCGGGAUAACAUCCAAGGCAUUACAAAGCCCGCGAUUCGCCGUCUCGCCCGACGUGGGGGUGUUAAGCGCAUUUCUGGUCUCAUUUACGAGGAGACCCGGGGAGUCCUCAAAGUCUUCCUGGAGAACGUGAUCCGCGACGCGGUGACUUACACGGAGCACGCCAAGCGCAAGACCGUCACGGCCAUGGAUGUAGUGUACGCGCUGAAACGCCAGGGUCGCACUCUCUAUGGUUUCGGCGGCUAAGCUGUCCCCACAGUUUCUCUACAGACUCCAAAAGGCCCUUUUCAGGGCCCCCAAACUGUCACAGAAAGAGCUGUUAACACUUCCUAAAUAACGGGUAAAUAUCAGCCCUUUGAUGCCGCCUUCCGGAUACUGGGAAUGGGACAUUGGCGGCCCGAGCAUCUGCUUGGGAUUAGGCUUGGCGGGCGCGGGGAGAACUAGACUUAAUGGAGGGGACUCCGCCUGUACUUAGAAACGACCCUGGAGGCGCCGCGCAACGCAGUACUGACCUCCCAAAAUCCACACUGCGGAUUUUGUUUAGAGAAGUGCUUAUACGAAGCCCCAGUGUUAGAACUGGUCAUGGGCUUCUAAGCGGCCGAGUCCUUGGCCCAUAAGCACGUAUCGGAUGGCUUCCAUGUAAAUCAGGGCUUAGGUGAUUUCCUGCCGGCCUUCAGGGGUGAGCGUCACGCGUCAGAGGGCGGUUCGUGCGUGUGCAGGGCCUGCUAGGUCGCAGGAAAUGCGAGGUCGCAGCACGCCGCUACCUGCAAGCCUGAAAGCUGAAUGCAGCUCUAGUGUGGCGCGUUGUAGUCUUACUGGGUACUAUUUUACUUCAUCGCUGACGUUCUGAGGGAGAGGUGACCAAGCUCAGAUGCUGAGAUUAAGGCGGCCGGGCGAAACUCGCGGCACCCUGCGGUUCCCGUAGCCAGCUGCGUAAAGUUGCCUAGGCCGAGCGGGUGGCGUCCUGCUCAGCCACCUGGCGGCGGGCGUGGAGUUGGCAGGCAGGCAGUGGGGGUCACGCCGGCAUGAAAGGCCAGAUCACUUGCAGGUCGCCAAGUUGCCGGGAAUCCUCCACUCCGGGCAGUGUCAUGCCCAUCACAAAUGAUCCUAUCGCAGCCGGGAGGAAGGCUCCCCUGUUCCUUUUUGCUGACAUGUCACUUCUAAGUACUUUCUCCUACUCCAUAAAGACUUCAAUGUAAUCUCACAGGAAAACAUCCACCUAGUUCAGUCUCUGUGAUCCUUUGAUAUCUUCUGACAGAGCAAGUGAUGGCUCUCUAGUGAGUGACUUUGAUAAAAGCCUGUCUAUUCAAACCCCAGAAGAAACAGAACAUCGGUGGAUGAUGGAUUUGGGUUCCAAAUGGACUAUGAAUGUUGUGUCAGUCACCAACUGAAGAGACUGUUUUCAUGGACAAAUAAGGACACUUGCGAUUUUAAUUGGGCACUCACUUGCUCAGAGUGGCAAGACAAAUAGCAGGAAACAUACAACUCAGUCUAUCAACUUCAAUCAAUCCAGAUCACUUGAGAAAGCCAUUGUGUUUGAAAAAAUUACAUAUAUUCAAAAACCAUGGCCUCUUGAAGAGAAAAAAAGUCACCAUUCUGCGUUUAGCUGUAUUCAUAUAUUGCAUUUCUGUAUGUUUUGUUUGUAUUGUAAAAAAUUCACAUAAUAAGCCAUGUAGUGAUGUAAUAGAGUGUGGGGGCUUCAAUAUUCUACAGUCGAUGUACAAGAGUAGAGUAUGUUUGGGAAGAAACUUUUCAACUUGAAUUUGCCUCCUCUGUGAUGACAUCUCUUAUAUGCUUGUGCUGAUUUUCUAAUUUAAGAGAUACUAUAUCUCUGUAUUCAUUUCUAUCUCUCAUUUGUAUGCUUAUUUUUCUGAGAACAAUUUUUUUUUUUUCUAGACAGGGUCUUGCUUCGUUGCCCAGGCUGGAGUGCAGUGGCACAAACACGACUCACUGCAGCCUCAACCCUCUGGGCUCAAGCAGUCCUUCUGCCUCAGCCCCUUGAGUAGCUGGGACUGCAGGUGUGCACCACCAUGCCUGGCUAAUUUUUGUAUUUUUUGUAGAGAUGGGGUUUCAUUAUGUGGCCCAGGCCGAUCUCGAACUCCUAAGCUCAAGUGAUCCACCCACCUCAACCUCCCAAAGUUCUGGGAUUACAAGCAUGAGCCAUCAUGCCUGGCCUCUGAGAAGUUUCUAACUCAUUCAGAUUAGGUAUACUCUCAAGUCCCUGGAAACUGAAUUUUUUAACUGGAAAGAGAGUGGUGUAAUUUCUCAAGGUCAAAUGAUGUAGAUUUUAACAUAAAACAUAAUUUAAGUAUAAUUAAUGUAGCCCAGUUUAUUAUCUUGAAAUGUUUUACCCUAUUUACUUUUUAAAUUAAUGACCUAAGCAGAGGGAAUAAUUAUAAGUCAAUAGCAGAAAAAAAAAAAAACAAAAAAAAAAACCAAUGAGAGGCAGAUGCC
This is a messenger RNA of Pongo pygmaeus (Bornean orangutan), 2854 nucleotides long. RefSeq names its product H4 histone 16 (gene H4C16). Gene Ontology annotation, molecular function: protein heterodimerization activity; structural constituent of chromatin; DNA binding. Lineage: Eukaryota; Metazoa; Chordata; Mammalia; Primates; Hominidae. Gene Ontology annotation, cellular component: nucleosome. The transcript has 4 exons. The record is from RefSeq and is a predicted model, not a curated record. Bases 188 to 646 code for a protein of 152 amino acids.